AAGAAGAACAUCUGUGGAGGAAGCGGACGAGAGAAAACAGCUGAUGCAUGAUCUGUGCAUGAUCGAUGAGCUGCAGCUUUAGUUUGUGGAUGUAAACAUGUAAAAGUGAAGAUGUCGGAGGGUGCGGAUAGUGCGCUCUCUGUGGCUCAACUAAAAGACAUGGACGUGGACGCGAUUGAUGAUAAGGAAUUUGACAUUCCUCAGGUGGACACCCCUCCCACUCUGGAGAGCAUCCUCAGUGAGCUUGAGGAGGAGGACAUUCCCUUUGUGCUGGAGGACACCUGUUUGUUAAACACUGACAACAUGGAUGCUCAUUCUUGUGACACCUCAUCUUUGGCCAGCUCGGACAGUGGAGACCCAGCCAAUCUCAAACGGAGGAAGAAAACACUGGAUGUGAAUGCCUCAGUACAUGGUUCUGUUCUGAGACACAGUUUGCUCAAAGGCAUCUCGGCACAGAUUGUCUCAGCUGCUGACAAAGUUGAUGCCGGUCUGCCAACUGCCAUAACAGUGGCGGGUGUCAUCGCUGUUGGAACAUCACAUGGUCUUGCGCUGGUGUUUGACAGUAACCAGGCUCUCCGUUUGUGCCUGGGGUCCAAGAGCACUGGAGCUGAAUUUGGAGCCGUCUCUGCUCUGAGCAUCAACCACGAUUGCACCCGGCUGCUCUGUGGGUUCGCCAAGGGACAGAUAACUAUGUGGGACCUGGCCAAUGGUAAACUGCUGAGAACUAUCACUGAUGCCCACCCUCCAGGAACUGCCAUUCUGCAUGUGAAGGUAUAUAGGGAUCUGCUUUGAACUCCAGUGAUCUCUUUUAAAGAGCCCAUAUUAGGCUAUUUUCUGAUCUAUGUUAUAAUGUUGUUUCCUCAUCACAAACAGACCUGGAGUUGCAUAUUUAUUUGUUCACAAAUAUUUAACACACAAACCCUGCAGAUUUAGGCUAAGCUUGUCUCCCAAACCAAAAACAGUCUAUUCCACCUUGUGAUGUAAUGUCAUAAUACAGGAAUUGCUCCACUGUGUUUUGAACUCCAUACACCUUCACUAGAAUCAUUUAGUUAACUUCAGCCCUAGAAUUGCAGAUCUCCACUGAACAAAAUGUCAAAAGUAGCUGUUAACUUGAAAACUACCACUUCAUGACAUCACAAGGUGAAACAGAGCAUUUUGUUUUGAGCUUUAGCGAUGUAGACUAACCAACCAGGAUUACUCAGACAUGUGUGAAUGAAACAAAACGCCACUCCA
Boleophthalmus pectinirostris (great blue-spotted mudskipper) is the source of this 1233-nucleotide messenger RNA. RefSeq names its product vacuolar protein sorting-associated protein 8 homolog. Gene Ontology annotation, cellular component: early endosome; HOPS complex; CORVET complex. Gene Ontology annotation, biological process: protein targeting to vacuole; endosomal vesicle fusion. Gene Ontology annotation, molecular function: protein binding. The record is from RefSeq and is a predicted model, not a curated record. NCBI's taxonomy places the organism in Eukaryota, Metazoa, Chordata, Actinopteri, Gobiiformes, Gobiidae. The transcript is spliced from 8 exons. Bases 112 to 792 code for a protein of 226 amino acids.